AUGUCCCCAGCCGAAGCUGAGCCGCCUCAAGCAGGCGCUGCAGAAGCCAGUCCGGGGUCGGAAAGCACAAAGCCUGUCACAACCGCACCGCCAUCAGCUCCAUCCGGCCAAGCGGCUCUGAACUCUGAGGAGCCGGUAGCCGGAGCAGGCACGGCAGACAAUGCAUUGGCUGGCGCAGAAGCUCAGCGGGAAACCAGCUGCGGUUCAAGUGGCGUUUCUUUUGAGAUAGCAGCUUCAACUACGGAAUAUCCACACCCAACAUCGGCAGGAACAGCAGCACCGCGACCGACAUUUGCAGCAGCACAGGCAGCAACCCCAGGACGCGAAGCGAACCUCACAACAGACAGCCCAGGGAUGACUACAAGCGAUUUUGUUGAUGUCUUGCAGCACGAUCUGAAUGCGGCAGUGCAGCGCGUGGAGGCCGGCCGGCUGUUGCUGGAGCGCCUGCGGGGAGCGCUGCUGCAGCAGGCCGCAGCUGCAUCAGCCUUCGCCGCGUCCCUCAACGUCGCCGCCGAAACACUGAAGCCCCUCUCCACGGAGUCCAAGACAUGCGCCGCCGCUGUCAAGAGUUACAGUUGUCUUUUGGGCAAUUCGGCUGUCCAAGCCAAAGAGCUCUGCGAUGCCUUACGCAGGGACGUCGUGGCUUCCACGCUAGAAAGGACGAUUGAGAAUCAUGCUCAAGUUCUCAAGCAGGUGAAGUUAGAUGCGGCGGAGGCCCAAAGGAGAAACCAUCUAGCGGCAGUGGAACACCAACGGGCAAUGGAAAAGUAUCUGCGCUGCAGCAAGAUGGCGGCCGCAGCAGCAGAGACAGCUCAGGCGUCGCUGUCGAUGCUGCCAUCGACUAAGACAGAACUGGCGCUCCACUUUGCUGUCCCUGCUGCUUGCCUUAGGUGCAUCCGGCUGUGUGUGGAGGCUCGUCAGGCGGAGGAGGCCUAUGUGGCCUCUGUGCAGGCCUUGCAACAACGUAGCAAGGUGACGCGUGAGCGGGUGCAGAGUAUUCUGUCUUGCCUGGAGGAGAUGGACUUGAAGCGUAUGCAGUGCCUGAGGGAUGCUCUGACAAGGGCGGGAGUUUUUGUAGCAGCAAAUCUCAGGCACAUGCAAUACGAUUUAGAGCGCUCCAUUCAUAGCUUAGCCGCGUACUCCAUUGGAGCUUCGGAUGCAGCCUCGUCAGAGGAAGUCGAAGGGCAAAUUCGGGGGAGGACUGAAGCCCUGGCGGGGCUUCCUAGCCCUCCGGAUGCGGCCGUUGUGCAACGACUCCACGAUGAGUAUUCUGAGCUUCAACUGCGGCUCUUGGGAGUUUGCUGUGACUGGCUUUUGACAGCAGCAGAUACGCAACUGGACGCUUGGGCUGGCAGGCAGCUGUUGCUGCUCGCUGUCGAGAUAGCUGCAUGUGGAACUGCAGUGGAGGACCCUCAGCAGCAGCAGCAUUGGGACUGGAAGCAGGCGCUGGAACAGCAGCAGCAGCUUGCCAGCAGCUUUUGCUCCGAUAUAGAGUGCAAGAGGCAGGAGACAGGCUACGAGGACCACAGCUGCAGUGGCAGCAGCAGCAGUAGCAGGGAUGAUUCGAUCGAAAGACUUGGACGGGAACGGGAAGCAUCGUUAACUACAGUCCGAUGGUCAUUACACCGUUGCGUCUACCACCAUCGAUAUUGGAAUCGCGUGACAUUCUGGGAAGAGGCCCUUGCGCUGACUGUUAGUGAAGAGCUUCAGAGACAGAAAUUGUCUGAAAAGUGGCAAGCAGCGGGUCCAGAGGUGCUGCAGGAACAGGAAAGGCUUUUCCGGGAGAAGAACCCGUGCUGCAGUAGCCUCCCUUCGUUUGGUUCCUUCAUGUCCCUGUAUGGCAUUGCAACAGAGCAGGUGCAGUCGCUGCUUAUCUCGGUCUCUAAGCACCUUAAUUUGGAUGAGCAAACGAGCGAGAUGCUGCUGCAUGGAGUGGCGGAUGUCACUUCUGCGCAAAGGCAAAUGCUACCUGCCCAUGAGGGCACGGGUAGAUGCAGCAGCAGUAAUGGCAACAAGACCAACAAUAAAAUCAGCAGUACCAAUAAAGCGUCUAGCAGUUAG
Messenger RNA from Eimeria acervulina, 2061 nucleotides. RefSeq lists its product as hypothetical. Lineage: Eukaryota; Apicomplexa; Conoidasida; Eucoccidiorida; Eimeriidae. The record is from RefSeq and is a predicted model, not a curated record. The transcript has 11 exons. Bases 1 to 2061 code for a protein of 686 amino acids.